AUGGCGACAGUGAAACUGUCGUCAGUAAUUUGGCGCCGGUUUGAGGAAGAAACAGAAGGUAUUGAAUGGAAAGGCACCCACAAAACAACAAAAGCUGAGAGGGAGAAACUUGCGGACUUGUACGAAUACAAAGAGCAUGUGAUGUAUGACGAAGACGAGCCGGAGAGAUGGGCAGCGGGAUCAGACCGCUACGACAUAAAGGCAAUCCCUUUUAAAGUUGGUGUGAGUCCACAUGCGGGAAUCACUCGUACAGAUGAGCGUCUAGCCGACAAGCAUAUCAACUUGAUCCCUUCAUUCGAUUUUAUCUACGAGUGUCCGCUGGUCCGUGAUUUCUGUAACAGCCACAACUACGAUCGAAAAGUUGCCCGCGAUUUUCUGCGCAUCAGCUUCGACCACCGCAUUCCAGACGUUGCUGUUCAGCGAAUUCUCACUGAAGGAAUUCUCUGUAGAGAUCCUCACAACAGGAACGAAAUAUGUCUCUACCGCUUUUUCGCGUACACUCCAUCUCAAAGUCGCCAGCGCAGUUGCACCUUGGUCAACUAUGAUGCCCAUUUUUGGAGAAGCUCAAAGCUCGAGGGCGUUGAGGGAUACGCCGACUUUAAAGCGCGGCUCGAUGCUACUGACGACAUAGAAGACAAACUUGAAAGAGUUGAUGAACGAAGACGCAUCAUAAAAGACGGCGUUAAACUUGUCUGGAAAUAUUUUGGCAAUUUCGACAAAAUUAGCAUCGUAGCCAAGUACGCCGCUCGGGUUGGGCUGCUUAUGUCACCGACUAGAUGCUGUGUUUCGAUUCCGGACUCGAAAUGGACGAGAGAAAGAGAUAUCUUGGGCGGACCUGGCAAUCGCUACGAGUUUACGGACGGUUGCGGACGAAUGUCAGCUCAUUUAGCGCAAUUAUUCGUAGACAAGCUAAACAUUCAAUACCGAUACAAUCAUCAAAGAUAUAAGAUUCCGUCCGUGCUACAAUUUCGAAUGAUGGGCUGCAAAGGCAUCCUUGUGCAUGACCCCGCUCUUGAUGAAAAGGGCCAGCCUUGGGUAGUAUUGAGGGACUCGCAGUGGAAAUUUGAUUGGAACAUGGAAACCUGCAAAUUUGGCGAGUUCUCCGAAGCCGGUGAGCCUUGCCGAGUCAUCGGAACGUGCACUAAUGGCGAGUCGCGCCCCUUCUCGUUUGGAAAGCUCAACAAGCAGUACGUGGUUUUGCUCGACGCGUUGGGAAUUGAAACCACAACAUUCAUGGAAAUCCAGAAAUUACACUUUGAGCGACUCCGCUCUUGUCUUGAUGAUAGACAGGCUGCCUUCGAAAUCCUCACAGCUCAGAACAAAAUGGAGGAAGCUGACAUGAUGACCGAUUUGGAUGUUCAACAGGCGUUGCCAAAUGAAUGCGACAGCCUUCUCAGGAAGUUUCGUAGGCCUGUAUUCGACCUACCUUCCGCGAAACCUGAUCAAACUGAGGAGAAAAACAUUGCGAAUUCCGCAUUUUACAUCCCUGUUGCCAAGUCAAGAAAUAUCUACGGCGUCGCGGAUUAUACUGGCAAACUGAAAAGAGGCGAAUGCUUCGUCCAAGUGACCGAUCUUCAUCCCGAAGCUGGUGAAGCUUUCAGCAACAAAAAGUGUACAUCCUAUAAUGACCUGACAGUUGUUCCGUUGAGAGAUGGAAUGGAAGUGCUCGUUAACAAAUGUCCGACUUAUUUCGCUGGCGAUUUUCGAAUUUUAACAAACCGCUAUAUUCCUGAGCUUUCACAUUUAAUCGACGUUAUUGUUUUUCCUGUUGCCGGUGAUCAUGCACCAGGAUUAGAGCGCCCACAUCCACAUGAAAUGCACGAAAGUGACCUGGACGGGGAUGAAUAUUUCGUGUGCUGGGAUGAAGACCUUAUACCUCUCGCAACAAUGGACCCUCAUCCACCCCCGACUAAAUCCAUCAUUAAAAACGAUGUCGAGAUAACACUUGAUGACCUUGUGAAAGAAUUCUCUCACGUUGAUCAUUUGGUCGGCCAGAUCAACAACCUUUUUAUGAAAUGGGCGGAUUUAAAAGGAGCGCUCUCUGAUGAAUGCCAACAACUAGCAAUUAUGUUCAAUCAAUCAGUAGACCAGGCAAAACACGGAGGAUCAGUGGAUGUUAGCGACCACUUGCGAUCUUGUCGCGACAAGGAAUCAGAAAACCCCAGGAUUCAAUCGUUAAUGGUAGCCGAAAUAAAAAAGCAGCCAUUCAAGGCGACUUUGGAGCAAAUGCAGAGAUACCGCAACUUGAACAGUGGGCAUCGAAGAAUACAUGAGAAUGCGAGGUACUAUUUCGUUGAUGUCAACAGCGGGCAAAAGCUGUCAGAUGUUCUACGGUUCGAAAAGAACACCGACGGAGUUUAUGUUCCCACAAGCGAAAAGAAACUGGAAUUUCCAGUGCUAGAUUUUGAACACGAAAAGGUGCUUUACGUCGAUUGGCUUUACGUUGGCGAGGUUGAAAUACCUCCUCAUCUCGUGGAGCUUUACGGACACUACAAAGUUGAUGAAAACGACCAACUUUACAAGGACUUAACGUUCGGUCAUGGCGAAGAGGUUCCAGGCUCAAUAGGCGACGCAAUUUUCAAGCAAUAUCGACGUGAAGCUAAACAGUACAACCUCGAUUACGAAUACGGUGAUUCCCGCGAAUUGAUUCCAGCGCAAAGAAAGGAAGAUCGAAGACAGCGAAGAGAACGCAACAAAAGCCAUUUGCCGAUGCGAGCAAUAGACCCCACUGACGAUGAGUUAAACGUCUUCGACGACGAAAGCUCUGACGACGACGAUGAAGUGUUUGAAGCAUUUGGCAAAGGGGAAGAGGAAGCUGAGAAACAUCAUGAUAAAAUAAAAUCAGAUGACGAGAAGCCUGACAAUUUACCAUCAAGGGAAUCUACCACACUCGCUGAAGUCUCGAAAAAGCCCACUUAUAAGUUGUCAGAAAUGCCAACCAUCGAAAAAUUAGAGAAGCCCACUGUCGAAGAGAUUUUUUGGGAGUCCACUGAUGGCAAAAGGGGCUCUCUUGAUCAGAAAAAGGUGACGAUGGAAAGUCAAUCGGAGACAGAUGAGAACGUCUGUCAACGAAAUGUGCAAUUCAAUCCCUUCGAGGGUGAGUCUGACGAAUUUAAACGGACCAAGCGGGUGAUUACACGUAACAAUGGAUUCGUCUCUCUGCAACCAACAUCCACUUAUCACAUCGAUAGCUCAGCUGUACCCUAUCAAGAGAACAUGGGCUGGUGCUACCAACAAAGAAGUGACUGGGGGUACAACCAAGCAUACGAAUAUCACCAAUCUCGACCGUCUCGACCAUAUUACUCGUCUUACAGGCCUGCUGGGCCUACGAAUUUUAAGAUGAACUCUAACCCAAUGGACUGCCUUGAUGAUGAUUCUGACUCUCCGCCGAAUACUCCAGUUCUGCGCAAGAUCACCAUGAAAAACCCGUCGGCUUGGAGGAAAAGUCUUACUGUAUCAGUAGUACAGAAAGAUAAGAACGAUAAUUCCAUCCAAACGAACGAGGAGGAAAUUAAUGAAAAAGAUGUUACCAAAACCAAGCCUGAUAUCUGCGCCGUCGAGCCAUCGCUAAAGAAAGAAGUUUCGGGAUCUUCGGAGAACAAGGCGAUCGAUCUAGACUCGUCUUCAGGCAAAAAUUUCAGUAACACAAGCCCAGGAAUCGUCUCUGUAGAGAGUCAAGAGACUCCGGAAGUCUCCAAAGAAGAAAGCGCUGAAGUUUCCAAAGUUUUGCAAGCGAGCGUCUCUUCGGAUGAGAGUUCAAGUGAUGAAAGUGAAAUGAAUCGCCAGUUCCAAGCGAUUCUAAUGAUCGCACAACAGAAACAGAAAAAGUUCAAACAGCAGAAGGCAAUUUCAGAUGAUUUCGACUGUGCAGCCUCAUCAGAUCACGACUCAGCAUUUUCAGUUGAAUCAUACGAAGACCCGAAUGAUGGCGAGUGGGUCGAGCCUCCGAGCUAUGAAAGUAAUCAGCGGCGACCUAAAAUAGAAGACAUACAACAGCCCAUCUCUGGUGGACAAUUCUCAUUAGAUCAGGAGAAGAUGAUUGUUUCGACCCUUUUUGCUCUUCAGCGGUCAGCAACAGCUAGUCAAAUCGUCAAUAUGAUGAAAAAACUGAGUGGAGUGGAUCUUGGUACGACGAAAGAGGUCGAUCAAAAACUUAGUGAGUCAAGGACGAUCGUCAAGAGCAACGGUACCAAUGCGAAAGGUGAGACCAUUUGGACCUCGGUCACUAAGAAGGAUACCGCCCACAUCGAUAGAUUGUUGGACCAGGAGAAUUCGCGAAAGAAAAAGAAAUUUUCUAAGAACAAAAAAGUUUGGGGAGAAUGCUUCAAUGACUUCUCCCUUCAAACUCUUCAUGAGACGGAAACAAACCCGGAGAGGAGGAAGUUCACGACUUCUUUGAAAAACUCCGAAUCUACCCGGGAUACAAGAAAUGCUGGUCAAUCAAACUUUCCACUGUGGCUUGGCCCAUAUGUUUGCGAUCGCAUGGAAACUAGUGCUUCUCCGCCAGCAGAGAAAGUGGAAAAACCUGACGCAUUUGAUGAUUUAUGGAUAAAACCAAAAUUAUCAAAGAAGCAAAAUGCUGCCCACAAAAAAGCUCAGAAGAAAGCAUACGGUAUGAUAUCAAUUAUUUUUCUUCCGUUUCUAAAAAAAGUAGAAGUUAACUUCGAUGCGCAGCUUCGCGAUGCGAAAGAAGCAUUGCGUCGAAGAAUGACGAGCGAAAAGAGCUCUCAAAGCGAUCAAGAGCAUGGCACAAAAACUUUUGGAAAAAAAGAAAAACGAACGACAGAAAUGACGAAUCAUAUUUCGACAGUUAAUGGUUCGCGAAGUUCGGAGAUGAAGAGUUGUAGCGUGGUCUCGCCGAAGACAACGAGGAAAUUCCCAGUAAGAUCCUCCGACGAAGAAGAUUGCGGAAGACCAGAGAGGUUUCCUAAGAAUGAAAAGAGCGAGCGAUACUACAGGUCGACAUGGAAUUUAGCAAAGCAUGAGGCUGGAUCGAGAACAAAGCUUUUUGAUAUAAAGCGACAUUUGAUGUCAAAUAGUCUGGACGACGCAAAUCGCAAACCUCAACCAACGAAUACACAGAAAAAGAAUCAGCAGCUCUCUACGUCACGCUUUAGUGCAGAAAACGACAUUCCAGAAAAAAAGCCCAAGCCCAGUCGCGGCAUUCGUCAUCUGAAUAGUCUUCAAAAUAUGGCGCUUGACUUUGACGAGGACUGGGACCUAGUUACGACUGGUCAAUCGAGUGGACCGUUGCUUUCUGAAGAUAAAACGAAAAAGCCCUGGGACAUUGGUGACGACUUAAAGAACCUUUAUCGAGACGUCAUAAGUGCGGCAACUACCACUGCCGCUCCGACGCUCACGGAAGAACAGCUGAAUGCAGGAUGUGAAGCAAUCAUUUUGCCGAAAAAUGAGACGGCUCAUAUCACCCCGGAGAACCAAGCACUGAAAAAAAUAAUCGAUUUUAUCUUGUACGAAACCGAAAUGGAACAACGAUCAGCAACUUACAUUCGAGAUGCCUUCAAACAAGCUAAAAACAAGUAUUACGGCAAAAAACAAAAAAAGACUAAGCGUGACGCCCAUAAUACGAUCAUCAGUUUCUAUGAGCAAAUGUAUCGAUACCACUGGGUCGAUGGGCGGUCCUCAAGCGUCGAUGGUUUGCUUGCAUUACGUUUGACUGGAACUCUUCUACGAGUCAUCGAGAAAGAUGGACAUCUGAAUAAAAAUGACGCUGGAGAAAUCAGAAAAACACUCAUCAAGAGAGCGACGAAAAAACUUCGAGCUGACCUUUUCGAUCGAUCCUGUGAGAAAUACUGCUUCGUACUGAAAAUUUUUGUUCUUAGCUAA
Molecule: messenger RNA, 5844 nt
Organism: Oikopleura dioica
Lineage: Eukaryota; Metazoa; Chordata; Appendicularia; Copelata; Oikopleuridae
Source: the annotation of a GenBank genome assembly